This is a messenger RNA of Trifolium pratense (red clover), 1424 nucleotides long. RefSeq names its product UPF0481 protein At3g47200-like. The transcript is spliced from 3 exons. The record is from RefSeq and is a predicted model, not a curated record. Lineage: Eukaryota; Viridiplantae; Streptophyta; Magnoliopsida; Fabales; Fabaceae. Bases 96 to 1424 code for a protein of 442 amino acids.
CAAAAGUGAAUGUAUUUGGUUAUAUUUUUGGACGGAGAGAGUAUAUUACUAGCAAUGUAGCAUAUAUAGGUAUAGACCAAACAUAUUAGGCAUACAUGGAAUUAGAAAUGGAGUGGAUGGAUAAAAUCAAUGAGGAGGUAAAGAACAAUGGUCAUGAUGAGAAGGAACAAUGGAGGAAGCAUUCAAUUUACAAAAUACCUUCACAAAUCACGGAUUUGAACGAAAAAGCCUACAAACCACGAGCAAUUUCCUUUGGUCCUUACCAUAAUGGGGAGGAGAAAUUAAAGGCUAUGGAAGAACACAAGCAUAGAGUCCUUGUUCAUUUCUUAAAGAGAUGUAAGAAACCUAUUGAGUUGUUAUUUCAAUGCUUGGAUCAAGUGGCUCAAGAGUUGAGAGACUCGUAUAAGCCACUAGAUCUAAUUUGGACAAAUGACACUCCAAAAUUCAUUCAAAUGAUGAUUCUUGAUGGUUGCUUCAUUUUGGAGUUUUUGAGAGUAGAUAAUUCUGAAAUUCCAUUUGACGACUAUGGUGAGAAUGAUCUUGUGUUUGGUAAACAUGGGAAUCUUCAUGUGUUGCCAUUUGUAGAGCGUGACAUGCUUAUACUUGAGAAUCAAAUACCUAUGAUAGUUCUUCAUAUAUUAAGUGAGUUUGCGGGUGAGGGAGAUCAUCAUGAGUUAAACAUGAAAAUCAUAAAGUUGUUAAACCCAAUAUUCAUAGAAGAUACCCCCUCUAACGAGAAAAUCAUAGAGUUGGGGAAAUGCAUGCAUAUAUUGGACUUGUACAGAAAAACUUUGAUACAAGAACCAAGUCACACAACACCCAUCCCCAAAUUAACAAGGGCGCAGCAAAGAGAAGAAGAUAUUUCAAAAAAAUUAGGCUGGAAUACAUUUCCAAGAGUCCAAGAGUCUGGAAUACAUUUCCAUAAAAGUAAAACAAGUAGCCUCAGGGAUUUUUGGUUCAGCGAAGGUGUUCUUUGGCUCCCAAGAUUGAUCAUAGACGAUAACACAGAAUACAUGUUCCUUAACCUCAUGGCAUUCGAGCGCCUCCACAAUGGAGCUGGUAACGAGAUAACAUCGUUUAUAUUGUUUAUGGACGCCAUUGUUGAUAGUGUGGCGGAUGUUUCAAUCCUCUAUGGAAAGGGGAUCCUAGUGAACACUUUUGGGACAGAUGAAACUGUUGCCGAAUUGUUCAACUCAAUGUCCAAAGAAAUCCCAAAAGCAUACGAUAAAAAAAUAUAUAACGUGACGGCGGAUAUAUAUUACUUUUGUGGUACUAAACCAUGGAAACGUUGGCGUGCUAGUCUCAUCGAAACCUAUUUUAGGAACCCUUGGACUAUGGUGUCUCUUGUUGUUGGAAUAAUCUUUUUUGUUCUAACUAUUGUUCAGACUAUAUACACUAUUCUUUCAUUUUAUCAUGAUUGCUAG